Molecule: messenger RNA, 2376 nt
Organism: Fusarium mangiferae
Lineage: Eukaryota; Fungi; Ascomycota; Sordariomycetes; Hypocreales; Nectriaceae
Exons: 2
Coding region: 1-2376 (791 amino acids)
Source: RefSeq, a predicted model, not a curated record
AUGACACAGAAAAAGCCUUUCACAAGGACUGUUCCCUUUACCCAGCGCAACUGGGAAGCGGCUCAUAACGCGAAAAACAUGGGCGCGACCCUCUCCACGCCCAAGAGCCAAGAUGACAGUGGCCCUCCACAAAAGCGUCAGAAGGUCUCGGUUUCCCAGUCCAACGGUGACGCCUCACUCAUUGAUACAGAAGAUCGUACGGCUCUGCGUGUUGAGAUACACAAGAUUUUUCACAAGGACUCUAAGAAAGUUCGACCUCUCAAUGCUCUUCCCCCAGACGAUAUCAUCAAAACCAAGGCUAAAUGUCAAAUCACCGUUUCCGAUGUGAGCGGUGGCUUCACUCACAUCCUAUAUCGCAGCAGUCAGAGCUGUGACAUCGUCUCUCACACGAACCCGUCAGGCCCUCAUCGGAUUGCUUACAUUAAGCCACCUAAGCCAUUCCUUGUCCCCAAGGAAAGUAUCUUGGUCAACAGGCAGGAUGACCCGUCUCAUGACUUCUCGAAUGCAUAUAGAUUGGACGUCGAAAUGUUUUCAGUUCAAGAUGGCAAUUGGCCACCCCUCGAAGCCCAUGAGCUUGGUGUCCCCGCAAGCCAGCAAGGGCCUGUCCAAGGAAUCACCAAGCAGAAUUGGAUACUGCAUAGCGAGUUUCCCCAGGUUUUUGGCAGGAUAAAGAAACCCGUCAAGCUCACAGCCGGAUUCCAUCCACAGCGCUAUGAACGUCUGACUAAUUAUGUGAUGGAUGUAGAAUUGAAAUGGGCCUCGGGUACUCGACGAAUUGACAAGACUGCAAAAAACUGUAUUACUGCUUUCGAUUCAGAUGGCGAGAUUUACACCAAUGGUGUUCUUGAACCUAUAUCUGAUGAUCUUCUCGACAGCGCGAGCCCACCCGAGCUUGAGGAUGAUAUCGAUGACACCAGCAGCACCCAUCUUACAAAUGAUGUUCCUGUAAUGAACGGCACCAACGGCAUCAAUGGCCUUCAUGACGACGACGAAGAAAUGGGUGGCGUAAAUGGCAUCAAUGGGGACAUGCAUGAGAUUGAGGAUGUGAACGAAGUACAAGAGACGAAUGGAAUGAACGGGCAUAUUGGUGAGGAGGACUCGUCGCAUGACAUCUCUCAUGACCUGGAGGAAGAGCUAGAAGGCGACCACACUCCCAACCGAGCAUUACGAAAACGGAAUAACAAGCAAUACAACUUGAAGGUACUGACUGCGCAAGCCCAUGGAAAAGAGCGCAAACCCCGAGAUAAGGCUGGGCAACCUGAGCAAGGCGAGGGUUUCGUCACGUAUAUGCUGUCAGCUAAUGCACCGGUUCACCUACUCUCAUGGCAGUGUUGUGCCUGUGGUAACGCUAACGAAUCAUUGGACAUUUUGAGAGCUCACCUAAUGACAUACCAUCCGAAUUAUGUGUACACACUGGAAAAAACGAGUCAAGGGCCGCUGUUCCGAAUUACUCAUGUUUCGGGGUCUGCAGUCUCACCUUCGAAAGAGCUGCAGCUCGGAAAGCCCACAAAACCGCUUGAUCAGCAGGCUUACGUUAACGGCGAUGACUCCUGGGUCACUUCACGCUACGGUCCAGACCACAUGGAAGACAUUGUGCGAUUUUCACCGAAGCACAGCACCGAACGACAACUCUUUGGAAAAUCUGGCGACAAUCCUCCUCAGCCUCCAGCGACAGUUACGGCGGUGAUUCCACGACCGGAAAAGAAGAAGGUCAUCAUUCCAGAGUCUUGCCAGCCUCUCUUUGACCCUGUCAGCAAAGCUCGCCUGAAACCCGGUGAGGAGUUACCAAAGCCCGUGGUGGAUAAUGCAUGGUUGUUACAGAAGCAUCGCGAAGAUAUCGGCGAAUUCUCUGACGUCUCGAAAGAAGAGAAGGAAUACAUUCGCAGAUGGGACGCCUUUAUUCUUCAAGAAAACGUCACAUCUGGACAAUAUUUCAGGCGUGCUUGGGUCAAGUUUGUCAAAGAAAAUGCUUCUUGGCUGGUGGGUGCGAAUUAUCGGAUGAACGAGUAUGGCAAGCACCUGUGUGUUCUGAUGGCGCGAGAUGUCCUGGAUAACGCUAGUGUUGAGAAAGCUGGGAAGCUGAUUGAUGAGGCACGAGCUCGAUUGAAAUCAGAUGAGGAUGCGAAGACGAACGGUGUCAAUGCGGCGGAUAUUACAUUAAAACAGUCGCCUCGAGCUUCACAAAUCACGAGAGGCGCGAAUGGGUGUACAGUGUGUCAGCUCCCCGUUCUCGGACCUUCUCUACUCAUCUGUUCAAACAAGAAAUGCUCAAAUCGACUUUACCAUGCUAGUUGCAUCGAAAAGUCAGCAUCCAUUCCGGUCACUCGUCCCAAAUGGCUUUGCAAUGGGUGUAGCAAAACGGAAGCAACCUCCUAG